AUGGCGUUAGAAGAGGGCUGGGAGCAGCACUACGCGCUGCCCAUUCUCAACGCAGAAAACAAGGCGCUCAUAGAUGAGAUAUGCGUGAUCAAGAGGGAACUGGUGAAACUCAAAAACAUACGCGAGACCAAUAAAGAAAAAAGGCAACUAGGAAACGACUGCCUGAAAAAUGUCAAAAAGGAGCUGGAAGUCACAGAGGCUCUUUGCGCGGCAAAAGAUAGAGAAGCCACGUUGGAGAAUGACUUCGCCGCCGUUGCCGAGAGAGAAAAAGGCCGUCUGCUGCAAGAGAAUAUCAAGAUGGAAAACGAUAUUCUCAAUUUGGCUGAAAAGUCCAAAUAUUUUGAGAACAACAUCACGAAGGCCAAAGAGAAGCUGGAGAAGUUUUGUGCGCAAAUGAACUGGGACCAGAAAGCCUUGGACACUUUUUUGGAGGAAUCGGCCAUCAAAGACGAGGACACCAUGGCCAUCAUCAAGUAUACGCAUCAGGAUGAGAAGAGGAUCAAGUCGCUGACCAUGGCCAUCGAGAGGAUGACGGUAGAAGGCGGCAAAAAGCGCAAAAUACUGGACAAAGAAAUGACCGAAACUUUGGCGGCGCAGAUCGCUUUGGACAAGACGACGGACACUUUACAGCAGGCUCACGUGGAAACGGAGCAGAUCAUCCGCCAGUGGGAAAACACCAUCCAGCAGAUGAAGCAAAGAGAUCAAGACAUGCAUCAGUGUGCUCUGAAAUUGGCCCAGACGAACCAGACCAUCCGAGAAAGGGAUGAGACUUUGUCAGAGUUGAUGAGCUUGCAAGACUCUCAAAUGAACGACAACAAGGAGAAAGAGAAGAAGUUGGCCGCCUCCAAUCGUCAAGCCGCCAAACUGCGACUGCAUCUCAAGCAGGAGGAGAAGAAUUUGUUCGAGAUGCAGGAGGAGCUAAAAACUUGCAAAGCUUUACUGGAUCGAACAACCACCAGCGUUCAUUCCACCAGGUCCCACAUCCAAAGGCUGAGGGAAGACAUCCAAAACAACAAUGACAAACUGAUUCAAACGGGAGCCCAAAACAACGCCCUUGAGGCCAAGCUAAAAUCGGUGACCCGGAAUGCCUUGACCGAAAAGGAAAAAGCUGCCCAGAUGGAAGUUUUUCUCAAGGAGGAAGAACAAGCCAUCAAGGAGCUAGACAACCAACUCCGCGAACGCAGCAAGGAGCUGGUCCGCUGCCAGCAGAACGGGGAAGACUACAAGAGAAAAGAGAAGAAUUUUAUGGCGCACAUCAUACGCAGCAAAUGCACCAUCAACACCUUGGAAUGCCAGCUCAGGAAACAGGAGGAAUACUUGGUCAAACAGAUGAUGAUCAUGAAUGAAAAGGACUCCCAGUUGAUCAUUUUAGAUAAAAAACUAGCACGACUGCAAGGCGUGGUGGGCGAUUCGGACGAAAAGAUCGAGAUGGAACUGAAGAUCACGGAGCUGCUGAAUUCUUUGGAGGAGACCAAGAAGACGUCCAGUAAGAUGCUGGUCAAAAUCAAGGAGUCCGAGGAGGACAUUCGCUAUUUGAAGAAAGAGAAGGACGAUUCGGCAAGUCAGAAGGAAGAGCUGUACAACAAAGUAGCGGAGCUCAAACUCAUCAAUAACAACAUGGAGAAAGAGCUGAAGCGGCUUCGGUUGAAGAAACAGGAACAUAUUGUCGAGCAGAACAUCUCUAAGCUUGAGGUCAAGCGGAAGAGGGAUCUCCUCUUUAACAAGGCCAACAGCGUGGUGUCCUUGGAGAAAAGGCAACUCAAUGUGAAGAAAGCCAUCCAGGAAAGGCAAGAGGAGAUCAGGGUCUACACUCAAAUGCUCAACCAGCAACUGAAAACCACCGACCAGGAGAGACAGAGAGUCAACCAGGAACUGAAUAUAAAGUUACAUAAGGUGGAAGCCACAAAGAAACAUUACGAGGUGGUGACCUUUACCAUGGCGGUCCAAGAUGAUGACGAGGACGCCGUCAAGUCUCAAGCUCACUAUAUUGCUAAGGCGGCGCUGGAAAAGGCCGAACUCAAACAGCAAGGAGAGUGUCUCAAUAACAAAAUCCGCAAGGCCGAGCGGGAAAACAAAGCUCUGGAGAACACCACCUUGUUAUUUCACAUCAAUAAUACUGGUUUCAGCACAACCGUCUUCAAAGCUAAAGAAGCCACGCCAGAUUAUCAAGAAAAAUUAAAGCUGGAAAAGCAGAUCGUCGUCGCCGAGGAGACGCUCGUGACCAAGAAGGAAAUGGUCGAAAAGCUUCGUGAGUUCGUGCAGGAAAUAAACAGCUCCCUGAAGAAUCGACUCCAGGCCAAACAAGAAUUGGAGAAAGAAGUAAGGGACAUCAUGGAGUUUAACGAUUCUAUCGACGAGAUGCUGAUUGCCGCCAUCAAGUACAAACCUCACCUCAAGUCCACGCUGGAGCAACAUUUUACUCAGGCCAAUCUGCAUUUUCCUACUCGCUCCGGCACCGUUGCCACCGUUAGUAAAAGGUCCGCCAUCGUCAGCACCUCUAUCUCUGCCAGGCACGCCGCAUUCUCAGCCAGCACCCAGAGGCCUUCAGAUGAAUCCGACCUUUCUGUGAAGACUGUCAUUCUGGGCCAGGAUCUGCCCUAA
This is a messenger RNA of Nerophis lumbriciformis (worm pipefish), 2601 nucleotides long. The record is from RefSeq and is a predicted model, not a curated record. NCBI's taxonomy places the organism in Eukaryota, Metazoa, Chordata, Actinopteri, Syngnathiformes, Syngnathidae.